GUUUUAGCGUUAGCCUUUAGCAUUCCCCUCUUUCGUUCGUUCUACUUGUAACUCACUCUCUUACUAAGCCCUUAACAAUGGACACUCUUCCCAAAUUGCGUCACUCUAACCUAUCUCUAAAUCACCACCGUUCAUCAUUCCCACUCCCCUUAUCAUCUUCACUCUCCUUCAGGUCCCUUCCGCCACCGCACUCUCCGUCAUCCACGUUUAGGUUUCCGUCCAUCAAAGCCUCCUCAUCGCCGUCACCGUCAACUAACGACCCCGCGUUUCCCAAACCAAUCAACGUUCCCUCACUCCCCCCUCUCCUCCAAGCCCUAAGCCCUAUUUUCUCCCCCGUCGUCGAAACCACCUGCAUCGUCAUUGCCGCCACCGCGUUCUUCUUCAUGCGCUUCCACCACAAUCCUGUAAUCGCCGCGCCGCUCUCUCCGCCCACGGUGGAGUCCUCACCGGAAUUUGCCUCCAGCGAAGAAGCUGAGAGGGUUCUGGAAGAGCGAUUGAGCAGUAACCCUGGCGACAAAGAAGCGCUUCAAGCUCUCAUGGAGUGCAAGAUCAGAGCGCGCAAUGUUGACGGAGCGAUUGAGGUUCUGGACCGUUUGAUUGAGCUCGAACCGGAAGAGUGGGAAUGGCCUCUGCUGAAAGCCAACAUGUACAUCUACAAUGGUGACAACGAGCGCGCGAGGAUUUUGUUCGAAGAUAUCUUGAAGAGAGAUCCACUUCGCGUGGAAGCGUUUCACGGCCUCGUGAUGGCUAGUUCGGAAUCGAACGAGUCGUUGAAGGGGGUGUUGAAGAGGGUUGAACAAGCGGUGGAGAAUUGCAAGAAGCAGAAGAAGGAUUCGGACGUGAGAGAUUUCAAGCUCUUGAUUGCGCAGAUCAAAGUGAUGGAGGGGAAUUUUUCUGAGGCUCUGAAAGCCUACCAGGAACUGGUGAAGGAAGAACCAAGAGAUUUUAGGCCUUAUCUGUGUCAGGGUAUUAUAUAUACUCUGCUGAAAAAGAACGAUGAAGCUGAGAAGCAAUUCAAUAAGUUUCGCAGGCUUGUUCCUAAGGAUCAUCCUUAUAAAGAGUAUCUCGAGGAUAAUAUGUUUGCAAGCAAGUUUUUCUCGCAGAAAUUGGAGAGGGAGGGAGCAGGUGCAAGGGGCUGACAAGAUCGUGUUAUCACUCUUGUGACACGGUUCUACUCAGGGGUGGGGUUGGGCAGCGAAAUGGUAUUGAAAGCAGAUGUGCAGGGUUCUUCAGAAUUUCUUGAUUAGCACUUGGUAAAUUCGGGCUGGAUUGACCAAGUUAACCUUUCCCCUCUCCUGGAAGAAAGCAAGGGGAAAAAACGAGAAAAUAAUUAAAGUGAAUAAUUAUGUUGUGAACCUUAGGACUGAUAGUUUCACAUUUACUACUUUAGUAUGAAUUGAUGUAAACUUUUGUUUAAUUUAUGUCUCUAAACCCAUUUUAACCUAUAGUGAUCGAUCUUGUUUUGUAUAGAUCUAAAGUAGGAUGGGCACUGUUCUAAAAUUUUGUAUACAGACUAAAUAAUAUAUAUUAUAUACAUGUAAUGGUCAAAAU
Abrus precatorius (Indian licorice) is the source of this 1551-nucleotide messenger RNA. Its product is annotated as protein SLOW GREEN 1, chloroplastic-like. Gene Ontology annotation, molecular function: protein binding. The record is from RefSeq and is a predicted model, not a curated record. Lineage: Eukaryota; Viridiplantae; Streptophyta; Magnoliopsida; Fabales; Fabaceae. Gene Ontology annotation, cellular component: chloroplast thylakoid membrane. The transcript has 2 exons. The coding region runs from base 78 to 1139 and encodes 353 amino acids.